Messenger RNA from Colletotrichum chrysophilum, 2571 nucleotides. RefSeq lists its product as uncharacterized. The transcript has a single exon. Bases 1 to 2571 code for a protein of 856 amino acids. The record is from RefSeq and is a predicted model, not a curated record. Lineage: Eukaryota; Fungi; Ascomycota; Sordariomycetes; Glomerellales; Glomerellaceae. Gene Ontology annotation, molecular function: damaged DNA binding; 5'-3' DNA exonuclease activity. Gene Ontology annotation, biological process: protection from non-homologous end joining at telomere; double-strand break repair via nonhomologous end joining; interstrand cross-link repair.
AUGGGCCCACCGUCGUCGGCAGCUCGAAAGCGGCCUACCGCCACUCCGAAGAAGAACUUCACCAAGGUUCCGCCUUCGAAAAAGCCUGCGAGGCCAAAUGCCAGCAUCCUUAGCUUCUUUCAAAAGGCCGAAAAGCCUGAGCAGACCCUUUUUCUGGAUGGUCAAGAGAAGCUAGUGGUCCAAGCCGCCGACGACGACGAUGAGCCAAACAUCUACGACGCCGAGCCAUGGGAGGAGGAUAGAUUCAACGAGGUAGAGUCCUCGGUCAAGAAGAGAAGGUUGAGUCAAGAAGAAAACCAAAAAGAGACAGAGCGAUCGAGUCCAAAAGCAUCCAAGAGUCCCGUCGCCUCCGAACCCGCACCAUCGUCACCUACAGAGGCAAAGCCAACCAAGAAGGCGCCAGGAAAGCGCAAGGGCCCUUUUUUGGACGAAUCUGACAGCGAAGAGGGAGAGGAUGCAGACGAUACUUCCAAGAAGCCACUUUUUCUCAGCGCAAUUCGUAACACGGUGCCCAUUACGGCCCCCAUCAAAAUGGAAGAGAAGGAUGCGACGCCACCCGCGAAGGAGACGAGCUGCCCCCCGCCGCCACUGAAGGUUGAGGACUCGAUCGACAAUGAAUUUGCAAAUGUUGACGAGUUUGGUGACCUAGACGACUUCCCCGACGACGAAGACUUUGGAGGCGAAGAAUAUCGAAUGAUGCAGUUUAUGCAGGAGCAAGCCAGGCUGGAAGCCGAAGCAGAAGCUGUAGAAGAUGGCGACCAUUCUGGUGAUGACAUUCCCGACCCUGUUCGAUCAAGCGACGCCAUGGUGGCCAACUGCCCAAUAUGCGACGGGAGCCUUGCAGGAAUUACGCCCGCAGAAGCAACACGACACGUCAACGCCUGCCUCGACGGCAAUCCGAUACCCCUCCCUCAGCCUAAGCCAGCCAAGAAAGACCAAGUAGCGAAACCCCCGAUUCUCGACCCGCCAGAAGUCAAUAAGCGCUUUGCCCGCGCGGCCGUUCCGCGAGCUGGCCAAGCCAAUCCCUUCAACAUCGGGGAGACUGACAACAAGCCCAAAUCCGCAUUCACAAAGUUGAUGUCGGGCCAUGCGGAAGAUGCGGCUUGGGCAGGAGCUGCUGCGGCAGAGCACUCUGCGCGCGGCAAACCCGCAUAUCAACGCACCUGUCCGUUCUACAAAAUCAUGCCCGGAUUCUACAUUUGUGUGGAUGCAUUCAGGUAUGGUGCGGUCAAGGGGUGCAACGCCUACUUCCUGAGCCACUUCCAUAGCGACCACUAUAUUGGGUUGACUGCCAACUGGACCCAUGGACCUAUCUACUGCAGCAAAGUUACCGGGGACCUCGUGAAGAUGCAGUUGCGAGUCGCCGCACAUUGGGUUCGGCCACUUGAAUUCAACGAGACGGUUGAUGUUCCUGGCACCGAGGGUGUUACUGUCACUAUGAUUUCCGCAAAUCACUGCCCUGGGAGCUCCCUAUUUCUGUUCGAAAAGACAAUGGGAAAGGGACCGUCCGCGAGAAAGCAGAGGAUUUUGCAUUGUGGCGACUUCAGAGCUUGUCCAGCUCAAGUUGCGCAUCCCUUGCUCAAGCCAGAAGUGCAAGACUCGAUCUCAGGAAAGACUAGGCAACAAAAAAUUGACGUAUGCUAUCUCGAUACGACCUAUCUCAACCCGCGCUACUCUUUCCCUCCCCAGAACGACGUUAUUCGGGCAUGCGCGGAACUCUGCACAUCGCUAGCUCCUGAGCAGAAUUCUGAGGACAAUGCCUGGGACAGGGUCAAUAGGGAGGCAGGUACUGACACAGUCAGCAAGUUUUUCAGCAAAACCAAGAUAGAUGGCGAAACGACCAAAGCCAAGCCGAAGAAUGCCCCCAAGGAACGCCUGCUCGUCAUCUGCGGCACGUACUCGAUCGGCAAGGAGCGCAUCUGCAAAGCCAUUGCCCAAGCCCUGGGCAGCAAGAUAUUUGCUUCCAAGUCCAAAAUACGCAUCUGUUCCAAGCUUGGAGACCCAGAGCUUACGGCACUAAUGACAGACAACCCCCUGGAAGCGCAGGUCCAUAUGCAAAUGCUCAUGGAGAUCCGAGCCGAGACGUUGCAGGACUAUCUCAACUCCUACAAGCCACACUUUAGUCGAAUCGUUGGGUUCCGCCCUUCUGGAUGGAACUAUCGACCACAGGGUGCAGGCAAAUCGGUCUCGGCCAACACGCAGCCCGGCACCAUUCCAACUACCCAGAUUUUACAGGGCAGGGCAUGGAGGUCACGUUUUGGGGCCAAGGACUUUGUUGCUCAGCGUGGCAGCACGAAGGAAGCUAUGUGCUUUGGGGUGCCAUAUAGUGAGCACAGCAGUUUCAGAGAGCUAGCAAUGUUUCUAAUGGCACUGCGGAUUGAGAAGGUAGUGCCAACGGUCAAUGUCGGGAGCGAAACGUCCAGGAAGAGGAUGAAGGGCUGGACUGACAAGUGGUUGGCUGAGCGAAGGAAAGGUGGUUUGAUUCGUCCCCUAGAAGGUGAUGAGAGUCAAUCUAAGGACGUUGUGCUUUGGGACGGAAAGGAUAGUCGCGGAGGCGGCGUUUGGUGGUGA